CCUCCCCAUUUCAAACUUCAAACUCGACCUCCUCCUCCUCCUCUUCUUCUUCUCUCUCGUCCAUUGGCGAGGGCCGCCAUGAACGGCAAGGGCGGAGACGGCGGGGGGCACGAGAGCCGCGGGAGCGACCACGACGACAUGGACAUGUUGAAGCCGCUGCUGGUGAACACGGGGAGCUGGUGGUACGCCAUACGCAAGUCCCACGUCUCUGCAUUCCUCUGCACGCUCAUCGUGGCGCUCGGCCCCAUCCAGUUCGGCUUCACGGGCGGCUUCUCCUCGCCGACGCAGGACGCCAUCACCCGCGACCUCAGCCUCUCCAUCUCCGAGUUCUCGGUGUUCGGCUCGCUAUCCAACAUCGGCGCCAUGGUGGGCGCCAUCGCCAGCGGCCAGAUGGUGGAGCACGUUGGCCACAAAGGGGCGUUGAUGAUCGCUGCUAUUCCUAACAUCCUCGGUUGGUUCGCCAUCUCCUUGGCAAAGGACACUACGUUUCUGUAUAUGGGGCGAUUGCUUGAAGGAUUUGGUGUUGGUAUCAUAUCCUACACGGUGCCUGUUUACAUAGCAGAGAUUUCUCCUCAGAACAAGAGGGGCGCUCUAGGCUCUGUGAACCCGUUGUCUAUAACAAUUGGGACGGUGUUGGCCUAUGUGCUCGGCAUGCUUGUUCCUUGGAGGAUGCUUGCGAUGAUAGGAACCUUGCCAUGCACAAUAUUGAUACCUGGCCUAUUCUUCAUUCCAGAAUCUCCAAGAUGGCUGGCAAAGAUGAAUAAGAUGGAUGAUUUUGAAGCCUCUCUACAAGUUUUGAGAGGAUCCGAGACCGAUAUAACCUCAGAAGUGAAUGUUAUAAAGACAGCUGUAGCAUCAGCAAACAAAAGAACGGCAACCCGUUUCCAAGAGUUAAACCAAAAGAAAUUCCGCAUGCCCCUGAUACUAGGAAUUGGCCUGCUUGUACUACAACAACUAAGUGGGAUCAAUGCUAUACUGUUUUAUGCAGGUAGCAUCUUCAAAGCUGCAGGUCUUACAAACAGCAAUUUGGCCGCAUGUGGAGUUGGAGCUAUUGCGCUUCUUGCCACUGGAGUUAUAACCUGGUUAUUAGACAGAGCUGGCCGACGGAUCCUACUUAUUAUCUCUUCUGCUGGGAUGACCCUAAGCCUUCUUGCAAUUGCCGUCAUAUUUUUUCUCAAGGACAACGUUCCACAAGAUUCUGACAUGUAUUACAUAUUAAGCAUGGUCUCCUUGUUUGCUAUUGUGGCUUGUGUAAUCACCUACUCCUUCGGUAUGGGCGCCAUUCCAUGGGUCAUAAUGUCUGAGAUCCUGCCGGUUAGCAUCAAGAGCCUGUCGGGAAGCUUCGCGACGCUCGCCAACUGGCUGACCUCCUUUGGGAUAACAAUGACAGCAAACUUGCUGCUAAGCUGGAGUGCUGGAGGUACCUUUGUGUGCUACAUGCUCGUGAGCGCUUUCACGCUUGUGUUCAUCAUGCUCUGGGUUCCGGAGACCAAGGGAAGAACUCUUGAGGAGAUACAAUGGUCGUUCCGCUGAGCUCGGUAGAUUUUCAUCGUAAGUUGGAAUAUUUCUUCGAGUUGGCUAUCAUCUACAUUUUAGAAGUCCGAUUGCUCAUAUACAACGUUAUUGUUUGUGUAUUCCUGUACAUCAUUGUUUCAGUUGACUUUGUAUAGAGGGCAUGUGAUUGCCGUGCUAUGUUAUGUUUAUCUGGGUUCCAUGCCUGUGCAGCUGGUGAUCAGUGCUUCCUCUUUAGUUAGGAAGGUGUUGGUUGUUGGAAUUUGCUAGUAGGCCUUUGGCCCAAAGCCCCACUAAAAUUCUGAAAUUCUCUUGGCGUAUUCAUGCACACAUGUGAGUGGAGUGAGUGAGACUAAAGUUUAGUCCCACCCCAGAAGUUGAGAGAAAGUUGCAUCUCUUUAUAGUGAGCUCUUCUACCCCUUGUAUGAGCAUGAAAAGAGGAGACCUAUACGCGCACUCCUCGUCCCGCCACGCCGCGCCGCGGGUUGCGGACAGAGCUAUGCACGUUGUCUAUAUUUUUUGCUGAUCGGGAAAAAUUAAUGAGUCAUUAAUUAAUAAUUAACAGACGCGUUAAUUAUUGAACCGUUUUCGAUUCCUUGGAUCGUGAUGACUCGGACGUGGGGUUUACUCCCGCGACCUACCCGAC
Molecule: messenger RNA, 2158 nt
Organism: Triticum dicoccoides
Lineage: Eukaryota; Viridiplantae; Streptophyta; Magnoliopsida; Poales; Poaceae
Product: sugar transporter ERD6-like 4
Exons: 17
Coding region: 79-1533 (484 amino acids)
Biological process (GO): carbohydrate transport; transmembrane transport
Cellular component (GO): membrane
Molecular function (GO): sugar transmembrane transporter activity
Source: RefSeq, a predicted model, not a curated record